UAAUGAUUAACCUCAGUGUGAGUGUGGUGUUGUUGUAGGUACAACGUGCGAUACGCGUUUAGUGAUUGUUUGCGCGUUGCUUUGCAAUGAGAUCAAAACAGACAUAGUUUCAUUAAUACCUAUUGUACUUGUUCGGUGCUUAAAUUAAUUCACUGUACCCAUUUUUAAAAUAUUUGAACCAUGACUCCAAGUAACGAGGACGGGCUCGAGCCCCCGCACAUCGUGGUCCUGGACGGCGGCUUCUCCACGCAGCUAUCUUGUCACGUAGGCCACGUCAUUGACGGCGACCCUCUUUGGAGCGCCCGCUUCUUACACACUCACCCCAAUGAGGUCGUGAAUACUCAUCUCGACUUCCUUAGAGCGGGUGCCCAUCUUAUCAUCACAAACACCUAUCAAGCAUCGGUAGGCGGGUUCGUGGAGCACCUGGAUAUGACUCCCGAGCAAAGUUAUGAUCUCAUCAUGCGCGCAGUGGACCUGGCCAAACAAGCGAGAACGUUAUACCUAGAAGAAUUUCAGGAUUAUAUACAAAAUGAUCUCAUCCCACUGGUGGUGGGAUCAGUGGGACCGUAUGGUGCUCAUCUGCACGACGGGUCAGAAUACGAUGGCAGCUACGCGGAUACCACAUCUGUUCAGACUAUGCGCGAAUGGCACCGACCACGGAUUCAGGCCCUAGUAGAAGCUGGAGUAGAUUUAUUAGCGUUGGAGACGAUACCUUGUCAAGAGGAAGCAGAGAUGCUAUGCGACUUAUUACGGGAGUUCCCUAAUAUAAAGGCUUGGCUGUCAUUUAGUUGUAAGGAUAACCAAAGUAUAGCACACGGCGAGAGUUUUCAAAAAGUGGCAAAAAAAUGUUGGGAAGCAAAUCCGGAUCAACUCGUGGCUGUGGGAGUGAACUGCUGCGCGCCGUCCUCUGUGUCGAACCUGAUACAAGGGAUCAACGACGACCGACCACACGCCCCUAUUCCCCUGAUCGUUUAUCCCGGCUCGGGCGAAAAGUACAACCCUCAGAUUGGGUGGAUAGACCGUGACAAAUGCGAGCCGGUGGAAGUAUUCAUCCAAGAGUGGCUGGACCUCGGCGUGCGGUACGUGGGCGGGUGUUGUCGCACGUACGCGGCCGACGUGUCGCGGAUACGCAACCAGGUGCACUGCUGGCGCGACCGCUGGCGCUUCCAGCACAGAUACCAGGCGGAUACGACCCCACAGAAUGUUAAUUAACAAUGACCGUUGUGUGCACUGUGCAGACGCUGGCCACCACAGAAAAAUCUAUGCGUGAACUGUUUGUCGAUUUGUCUCAGUCUUAAGGCUAUAAGCCUAAUCAGAACACAUGACGGCAGCGCACUGCGAUGGUAAGCCCCGGUAUCCGCCUAACCGGAGAGGAGAUGUGUUCAGUCAACCAAUCAGGUUCAUAAUAGAUGACGGGAAAAAAUUAUCACGUCAUCUUUUUAAAAUCUGAUUGAUUAACUGUACACAUCUCCUCUCCGCUCCGCUUAGGUGGAUACCGGGCCUUAGUGUGCUUACAGACGAGCGGCACUUUGUCGACACCUGCCUUCGUCGCGUGUCAGCGGCUGCCGUUGACUAAGGUGUCCAACGCGGCUUCGUAAAGCUUUUAGGUUUUAAACGUAUGAAGAACUGUAUAAAGAUUUCACUCCAGAGAGCGCAAUGUGGCAUACACUCCUACAGUACGCUUCUGAUCACGCGUUGCCAUUUGAUUUGCUUCCAAUGACUUCUAUGUAUUUAUUGUUCGCUUCAUAUAGUUAUUUGGAAAAAGGACAUUACAAAUCGUACACACGUACGCGCGCGUUGAGUGUGACGCUCUGCCGUGUAGUUCCGUCGUGUGUCGUGUGCGUGACGUAAGUUCUCUAUGACGUAUUUUUACUGUGAAAUAUAUGAAUGCGGGGGUUUUUCGACACAACAAAAGCGGUUGCCUACGAAGUCCGUAAGAUUCGAUCAUAGGGGUGCUAGUCCACGAUAUUGACAAGGUUGCUAUAAAUACUGCAUAGCUUUGUAAGAGUACCCCGCUGACAAUAAGAGUGUCGGUAGGGUUUUUAUUUAAUGUAAUUACAAUUUUCUUUAGAAUGCAGGAUAUUAAUGAAAUAAACAGCAUACCCACCUAUACCAAGUGCAAUUAGGUAAAGCUAUUAGCUAUUGUUGCAACUGCUAUCUCUGCAACCAAAAAGUGUUUUAAUGUGCGCUCGGCCAAAGAUUUAUAUUAUAAAUAAAUAUAUUUUAAAUGAUUUAUAUUAUCUUAUCUAUUUUCUAUAUUUCUUUUAAAAACUAACAAUACUUAUAACUGUAAUAUGACAUAGUAAAUUUUUGUAAUGUAAAUGAACUGAUUAAUUGUAUAAUAUGUAUAGAAUUCUGAAUCUACUGAUGAAUAAAUCUGUACGAAUAAAAGUAUGAUAAAAAUUA
Molecule: messenger RNA, 2406 nt
Organism: Maniola jurtina (meadow brown)
Lineage: Eukaryota; Metazoa; Arthropoda; Insecta; Lepidoptera; Nymphalidae
Product: homocysteine S-methyltransferase-like
Exons: 7
Coding region: 181-1212 (343 amino acids)
Biological process (GO): S-methylmethionine cycle
Molecular function (GO): zinc ion binding; S-adenosylmethionine-homocysteine S-methyltransferase activity
Source: RefSeq, a predicted model, not a curated record